Camelus dromedarius (Arabian camel) is the source of this 1539-nucleotide messenger RNA. It is a transcript of the gene CXCL17, whose product is annotated as C-X-C motif chemokine ligand 17. The record is from RefSeq and is a predicted model, not a curated record. The transcript is spliced from 5 exons. Gene Ontology annotation, biological process: positive regulation of macrophage chemotaxis; negative regulation of inflammatory response; positive regulation of monocyte chemotaxis. The coding region runs from base 275 to 634 and encodes 119 amino acids. Lineage: Eukaryota; Metazoa; Chordata; Mammalia; Artiodactyla; Camelidae.
GAAAGGAAAUUUUUCUGACAGAAGAUCACGCACACACAUGGAGCUGAGGGGGUGCUUUGCUUUCCCAUGGAGUCAUCCACCAGUCAGGUGUAUUUGACCUCCCAGAUUCCCAUAAAGCACAUGAUCCAACUUAACUGUUACCUAACAAGGCCAGGGUCACUUAUCCGUUCUCGCCAUCUAAAGAGAACACUGGCCUGGGAUUAAAGCACAGACCUUCUAACUGGGAACCUUCCACACAGUCUUCAAGUGACCUACCACAGCACCAGCAGUUGAAAUGAAAGUUCUAAUCUCUUCCCUCCUUCUGCUGCUGCUACUAAUGCUGAUGUCCAUGGUCUCCAGCAGCCCAAAUCCAGGGGUCGCCAGAGGCCAUAGGGACCAACGCCAAGCUUCUGGGAGGAGGCUCCAAGAAGGCGCCCAAGAAUGUGACUGCAAAGAUUGGUUCCUGAGAGCCUCUGAAAGAAAACUCAUGACAGUGCCCCGGCUGCCAAAGAAGCCAUGUCCCUGUGAUCGUUUCAAGGGCAGGGUGAAGAAAACCAGACACCAAAGACACCACAGGAGUCCAAACAAGCACUCCAGAGCCUGCCAGCAAUUUCUCAGACGAUGUCAGCUGGCAAGCUUUGCUCUGCCUUUAUAGGAGCUCUGACAGCCCACCCUUUUGAUGAAACAUUCUCAGUCAACAAGACAGUGAGCACACCUAGAAGAUGCUUUUCUCCCACACCAAACUCCCCAUCCCUGUCCCCACUCCCUAUCAUUCCAGUAUUCUCAAAAAACAAAACAAAACAAAACAUUUUCCCCAAGAUUAUUCAUUCCUCUAGUGCUUUCUUCCCUUGACAAUAUUUUCCUGUGGCCUCUCCUUACCCAGGCUGAUGCUUAAUUACCUGAAAGAAGCCAGGAAUCUCAGGGUUCUCAGCUGGACCCACCUGACCUUAAAUACAACCAGGCAAAUAGCAGACAGAAGUCAAUAAAUAAUUUAAAUGUAAUAGGUCAAAAUCAUUUCUUUCAGUGGGGUCUGGAAACUUAUAUUUAAUCCAGACGACUCACUUUAACCUGUUCAUUCCAAACUUAACCUGAUCCUACACACACCUCUCCCCAACAUCAUCCUCCCUCUCUUUCUACUGCCCAAUGUGUUAAUUCUCUUACUCAACAAACCUUUCUGAGGGAAGAGUUAGGUGGGGCAAAGAAGUUAAAGCAAUGAGUCAGACAGUGUAUUACUAAAGAUAAUAUAGGUUUAAAAAAAAACUAGUAGAGUUUUCUAGCCUGUAAAAUGCCUCCAGUAUUCAUCAUCAUCAUCAUCAUCAUGAUCGUCAUCGUCAUCAUUAAUAGUCAUUGGACUCCAUGAGUUUCCAGUCUCCUACAGAAGACAUAUAUGCAGAGGCAUAGUUCAAGGCUAGAAAGAUGGUGUGGAAGAUCUCAGAUGCAACUGAAAAGGGCUUCAAGCUAUAAAAAUAGGAGGAUGUCUUUUUCUUUAACAUGAAAGUAAAAUAAACAGAAGGAUAUAUAAAGAAAUUAAAGUGGUAACCAUUUGAAAGAAUGAAUAAA